GUUCUUUUAUGUAGGUGCAACGGCCAAGUCGGUCGUGACGCUGUUUCGUUCUCCCCUCUUCUGUCUCUUCUCCUUCCCUCUUUCUCUCACUCUUCCAAGAAAUUUAUCUCUCACACGCUCCCACACCCUCACCAUCAGCUUGUAUCUCACAACUACGACCCCUUGUCGCCGACGAUGGCACCUUCAGCCAUCUAUGAGAAUGAACACAACGAGUCCGGUCGAGAUGGCCUUGCUCUCGAGACAACAUCGGACGCUAUCGACGAGGUCAAUCUUCUCAAAGCAGAGAUGCGCGUGAAGAACGGCACUGCGACUCAGCAAGAGCUCAAGGCCUACGAACAAUCAAAAUUCGACGCGGAGAAAGACAAGACACAAUUUCGACAGUACGAGGACGCCUGCGACCGAGUAAAGAACUUCUACCGCGAGCAACAUGAGAAGCAGACGGUGGCCUACAACCUCAAGGCUCGCAACGACUUCCAAUCCAAGACCCGCGCCGAGAUGACGGUGUGGCAAGCGAUGGAGAAACUCAACACCCUCAUCGACAACUCCGACCCCGACACCUCGCUCUCCCAAAUCGAACACCUGCUGCAAUCCGCCGAAGCCAUUCGACGCGACGGUAAGCCGCGAUGGUUCCAACUGACGGGCCUCAUUCACGAUCUCGGCAAGCUUCUCUUCUUCUAUGGUGCAGAAGGGCAAUGGGACGUAGUCGGCGACACAUUCCCCGUCGGCUGCCGCUUCGACGAAUCCAUCAUCUAUCCUGGGACCUUCGUCAACAACCCCGACAACAUCGACCCCAUCUACCGCACCGAACACGGCAUCUACACGCCGGGCUGCGGGCUCGACAGCGUCAUGCUCAGCUGGGGCCACGAUGAGUACCUCUACCACAUUUGCAAAGAGCAGAGCACCCUGCCGCCGGCCGCGCUGGCGAUGAUUCGAUACCAUUCCUUCUACCCUUGGCACUCCGCAGGUGGGUAUCGAUGGAUGAUGAAUGAGAAGGACGAGGAGAUGCUGGCGGCCGUCAAAGCUUUCAAUCCCUAUGAUCUCUACAGCAAGAGCGACGACCUUCCCCGAGUGGAGGAGCUGAAGCCGUACUACCUGGAUUUGAUCAGCGAAUUCUUCCCGCCGCGAGACGGGGAGGAGGCGAGGGUGUUGAUGUGGUAACGCGGUGAUUUGAUAGUAGUGAAUACCAACUGCAGCGUGAUUGAAUAUCGGAGAUCACAUGUAGACACAUGUAUGCACAUCAAUGUACCCGAUGAGACGCCUUCGUUGCGCUUGGUGAUAUUGUCCAAUCAUGAUUCUAUGAAUGAUAACAAGCCACACGACAUGCGCUACCAUUCA
This is a messenger RNA of Neohortaea acidophila, 1335 nucleotides long. RefSeq names its product inositol oxygenase 1. Gene Ontology annotation, molecular function: inositol oxygenase activity; iron ion binding. Gene Ontology annotation, cellular component: cytoplasm. Bases 175 to 1158 code for a protein of 327 amino acids. The transcript has a single exon. Gene Ontology annotation, biological process: inositol catabolic process. NCBI's taxonomy places the organism in Eukaryota, Fungi, Ascomycota, Dothideomycetes, Mycosphaerellales, Teratosphaeriaceae. The record is from RefSeq and is a predicted model, not a curated record.